This is a messenger RNA of Trypanosoma cruzi, 1002 nucleotides long. RefSeq lists its product as uncharacterized. The record is from RefSeq and is a predicted model, not a curated record. The coding region runs from base 1 to 1002 and encodes 333 amino acids. The transcript has a single exon. Lineage: Eukaryota; Euglenozoa; Kinetoplastea; Trypanosomatida; Trypanosomatidae.
AUGGACUAUGUUGCUCUCACUCCAACAGAGCUCACUCUGUGGAAGGAGAAGGCGGCGCCAACGAUCCGCAAGGUGACGAACUUGCUUCUGCGAGGUGGCGCUAUUGGUUUCCUGGAAAUGGAACGAAACUUGUAUAUUGGCUCAGAGGAGGACGGCAAUAUCUCCAGGGACAGAAGGCGCGUUAACCCUGUGCUUUUCAAAUCCAUUAUGAACAAAUCUGGGGUGCUGUUGACGCCGGACGAGUACAGAAACCUUCGGACGGCGUACUCGGAUGAGGGCGGUUUUCUUGUAGAUGAUUUUAUCGCUCUUGUCUGUCCAUUGAAGAGUCUUGGAGAUCGUGAGGCAGGCAUUUUGAGAAACAUGUGUGGUGACAUCAUCAGUGCUGUUAUUCCCACGAUUGCCUUGGCUGAUCUAAUGCACACGCUUGAGGAGGCACUUUUGCCAGGCGAUGUUGCUGCCUGUGAAGCGACACCUUUUUUUGCAUCUACCAUGACGGAGUUGAAAAUGAUUUUUACACCUUUGCGGUAUCCCAAGGCGUUUGUGCCGCCUCAGGAUGUGAUGAAUGCCUUUGCCGCCAUAUUGCUCAACAGUCCAGAGGCUGGUGAGCCGCUCUUGAAGUGUCUUGCCACAGUGAGGCUGCCCCCCGCACCGCCUUCUCCACCUCCUUCUGAAAUGCCAUUUUUCUUUACAGGGACCCGCACCGCACCAUGGCAGAAGCGAGGGUAUGAGUACUACACGGACCGCGAUAACCGCGACGAAUGGAUCCGCGGGCGAGAAGAGGCACCGCCGCGGCCGAUGUAUCAGCGCCAUCUGCCCGGUUAUCAGGGACAUCUUCCCACAUACAAGAGCAAAUUUGGUCGGUCUUUUCAUCCGAUCGAGGAGUCGGUACCGGAGCUCUCACGUCCGAAGGAAGAACAGGGGCCGGUGGCUGCGGAUCGAUACGGUCCCGCUGUGGAGUUAAAGGGUAGCUGGCUAACUCGACACAACUUCAAAUUGGCGUAG